AUGACUUCAAACGUCAACUAUGCAGCCUACCUUGAUCCCAGCACGGAGAAUCCUCGCAUCGGUCAUUUAGACCUCGAGACUGCGACUAUCACCCCUCUCUCCUUCCGAUCUGGUGCUCCCCUGGCCAAUCUCUAUCAGGUCAUUGAAGCGGGAGUACCUCAUAUUGCCCCGUUUCCCGACGAAGAGCCCUUGCCUCUCUCGCGCGUCAAGCUCUUGCCCCCAUUGUCCGGCCGAGAUGUGCUGGCAGUGGGAAAGAACUACGCCGAACAUGCACGAGAAUUCAACGCCUCAGGGUACGAUGCGAGUGACAAGGUUGACCAGCCUACGCAUCCGGUGAUCUUCACCAAGCGAGCGACAUCCAUCAUCGCCAGCGGUGACCCUAUCUGGCCACACCCCUCCUUUACCAGCACCGUCGACUACGAAGGUGAAAUUGGGGUCAUCAUCGGCAAGAAUGGCUUCCAAGUUUCCGAGUCCACCGCUAUGGAUUACGUCUGGGGUUAUACAAUCAUCAACGACAUGACGGCCCGGGAACGCCAGCGUGACCAUAAGCAAUUCUUCUUGGGCAAGUCACCCGAUACCUUCUGUCCAAUGGGGCCCAUCGCUGUCCCUGCCGACGCUCUUCCCGCCAAACUCACUCUUCAGACCUACGUCAACGGGGAAAAGCGGCAGGAGGCCUCCCUGUCUGAGCUGAUAUUCAGCAUACCGCGCCUCAUUGCUAGUAUCAGUUCCGCGCAGACCAUCCAGGUCGGGGAUGUCCUAGCCACAGGCACUCCGGCCGGUGUCGGCUUUGGAUUCCGGCCCAUGAAGUUUCUACAGCCCGGGGAUGAGGUUGCCGUCAGUGUGACCGGCCUGGGAACCUUGACUAACCGCAUCGCUGAUCCGAGCGUGGGCCAUCCUUACCGCACACCAGUGGACUCGGCCACCCACGUACACAUUCCAACCGCAAACCAGAAGGCACCAGCCAAUGUCGGCCUCACUCUGCUCAACAGUAAGCCUUUAUUCUACCAACGCGUUGGCAAUCUGGACGGCGAUUCAGUCCUCUUCAUCCACGGCCUGGGGGCCUCAUCUGCCUACUUUUACCCUCUAGUCGCCCGGCUACAAGCGACUCACUGUCUCCAUCUGUUGGACCUCGAAGGACACGGGCUAUCCCCAACAAGUGCACUGAACGAUUUAACUGUGCAAUCGUUCUCGAACGACGUGUACAGUAUAAUACGGGAGUUCGGGCUGCUCGAGGCUAAGAUCACCGUCGUGGCGCAUUCCCUAGGUGCGCUGAUUGCAUUAGCCUUGGUGCAGGACCAUCCCGACAUCUCUCUCGAGCAACUCAUCCUGAUGGGCCCGCCGCCACAUCCUCUCCCGUCGACUGCAGUACAGGCGACUCUGGCACGGGCAGGCCUGGUACGAGCGCGGGGCAUGGCGGCCGUGGUGGACGCCAUCGUGGCGGGCGGCACGUCACGCAAUACACAAAAGGAGAAACCGGAAGCAAUCGCGGCUAUUCGCAUGUCAUUACUGGGACAAGACUCGGUAGGAUACGCCAAGGCAUGUGUGGCGCUGGCGCGGUCAGGUGAACGCCCGUUGUUCGAUCCGAAAAAUAUCAAAUGCCCCGUUCGGCUCAUCACCGGCGCGGAGGAUGCUGUUAGUUCACUGGCCACUUGUCAGGAGAUUUAUAUAGCGCGUCUUACAGACGUGCAGCUGACACUGCUAGAAAAUGUGGGCCACUGGCAUCUGCUGGAAAAUCCACAGAUGUGUGUGGCAGCAGUUUCAAAUCUCUUGAAUAUAGACGGGUGA
This is a messenger RNA of Aspergillus tubingensis, 1785 nucleotides long. Its product is annotated as bifunctional fumarylacetoacetate hydrolase/alpha/beta hydrolase family protein. NCBI's taxonomy places the organism in Eukaryota, Fungi, Ascomycota, Eurotiomycetes, Eurotiales, Aspergillaceae. The transcript has a single exon. The record is from RefSeq and is a predicted model, not a curated record. The coding region runs from base 1 to 1785 and encodes 594 amino acids. Gene Ontology annotation, molecular function: acetylpyruvate hydrolase activity.